Messenger RNA from Rotaria socialis, 999 nucleotides. The record is from the annotation of a GenBank genome assembly. Lineage: Eukaryota; Metazoa; Rotifera; Eurotatoria; Philodinida; Philodinidae.
AUGAGUACUGAUAGUGCUUCAUCAACAUCAUACAAUUCAUCCAACAAAACAUUUAUAUUGAAAAAUGCAAACUCAUCCAUCAUUGAAUUAGUAUCAGGUCAACAAGCUAUCGACGCAUUACAAAAAGUCGAUGAUUAUAUUGCUAAUUUAAGCCAGUUUGAUUUAGAAUCCCGUUUAAAUUUGCCUUCAUCGACAAUUCAAGAUUAUAUCAGGUUUAUCGGGGAACAAAUCUUAACUUGGGACGAAGAAUCAAGCCAGGCUAUGACAUCCUGUAUUGAAUUCAUCAAUACAACUUGUCAAGAGAAACUAAAUUUAUUAACUUAUCCACCACAAAUAUAUGUUGUGUUAACAAAUGGGAAAGGUGAAAGUAAUGCUGCAUAUUGCCGAAAUGAAAAUGUUAUUGUAAUGCCAAUAGGUAUUAUUCGUGGUGGACUGAUUCGUAAAGUAUUUGUUCAUGAAUUAUUUCAUAUAUGGAGUAAAUGGCAUAGCAAUUUAAUAACACGCAAUGAAUUAUAUGCAAGUAUUGGAUACCGUAAAAUACCAGGCGAAAAGUCAAUCGAAUUUCCAGUCAGUUUAGAAAAAAUAAAAAUCUCUAAUCCAGAUGCACCUCUUGUUUUGAAAUAUUAUAUUGAAUUGAAAAAACUUCGAGAUCGAACGGAAAAAAUAUAUAAAUGUACACCAAUUUUACUUGCUUCUCGAAAUUUUGAUCCUCAAUUUUCUACCAAUUUCUUUGAUUAUCUGAAGGCAACAACUUUAAUCUUAGAUGAUAACACAUACGAGCCAUUAGAACCGUUACAAUAUUUAGCAUAUGAAGAAGCUGAAAAUUUUUUUCAUCAAAUCGGACAAAAUACAUAUUAUAUAAUACAUCCGGAAGAAAUUCUAGCUGAUAACUUCGCAUUAUGGAUGAUGAACAAAACUCCGUCAAAAAGGGUGACAUCACCGAAUGUUCUGUCGAGAAUGGCUGAUAUCAUUUCUACUGCUGCCAAGGAUAGAAGCUAG